Guyanagaster necrorhizus is the source of this 1103-nucleotide messenger RNA. RefSeq lists its product as uncharacterized. Bases 444 to 1025 code for a protein of 193 amino acids. The record is from RefSeq and is a predicted model, not a curated record. The transcript has a single exon. Lineage: Eukaryota; Fungi; Basidiomycota; Agaricomycetes; Agaricales; Physalacriaceae.
CAAAGCUUUAUCAAAACAAUUCACAGACAUUACAGAGUCAGUCGCAGGCCCUCCAGACGAUUCAGGACCAACAGAGCACUAUUCUCUCGGCGCUUCUGCCCCUUCUGCCCCUUCUUCAGGCGGUUCCCUUGCACAUCGACGCAGCUCGCAACUCUAUCAAGGAAGCGAUAGGACAGCCCCGACAGUUAGAACGGACGUCAGAGAAGAGCUCAGACACUCGGUCUAGCUCACCCACCAGAUUGGUGGUCCCUUGCGAACAACGAUCCUCACCGUCCGGAAGGAAACGGCGUCGUGUGGACGAGAACACAUUCUGCAUUCCCGGGGAUCAACAACCUCGUAGCCUUGUAGGUGCGACACGCAAGUCUUUGACGACGCACAGCUCUUCCCUCUCGAAACGGAGCUCGACAUUACUCGUACCUGUACAGCAACAAUCUCUUUCAGCUAUGGGCUCCUCGACUGCUUUGUCUUCACCGGUCGGAAUGGGCGUGCGGACUCCCCAUGUAAAUACAACUUUAGAUCCAAAGACGCCUCGCCGUCCUCUGGCUGAACUCGUGCAGCACACUAAUCAAAAUGCUUUGAAAUCAUCUCUCCCAAAGCAGGUCCCUUCCGUGGAUACUCGCGAUCGUACUUCUUCCUUGCGAGGGAGACGGCCUUCGGUAUUCGCUCCUACACCCCGUCGCUCUCGUCUACCUCAGCUUCCCAUCUCCGUGAUGACUCCAGGAUCAAAGUCCAGAGUAUCUGACACUGCUAUGACUACAAGCACCGUUCACCGACCUUCUCAUCUCUCAGAAUCGCACAUCCUUCCCUGUACACAACCGACUCCGCAAAAUAGCACCAUCUGUUCACCUGCACACGUUCCGCCCGCGACAAGUACAAACCUGACUUGUCGGACGACAACAUCACUACAGCAAGACAUUCAGACAACCCCACAUACUAAUACAUUCUCUGCACCCCCGCUUACUUUACGGCAGAGAAGAUCUCCUUUUGUGAGUACUAUGCAAUCCUUGGACAAUAUUUGCGUCUAAUGAUUGUGUCUUUGUAGCGAGAAGGUCGGCGGUAUAUUCCUUUAGACGAUUCUGAUGAUUCUGACAUUGAUACGGCCA